AUGAGUCGAAUUCAAAUUUUGAAUACGGUUAUGAUGCGAAUUCAGUCAUGUUGUUUUGUAUGUGGCACGAGCCGGAAUUGGUGGAGUAGUCCGGCACGUUCUGAUUCCCCAUACAUUGAUCAUUCUUUCAUUCAUGCUUUUUCUCUUUGGGGUAUGUGUCGAGAAUGUGGUUUAUGUCAUCCAAAUGAAUUAAAGGUUAUUGGAGUUAAAACUAACCCCACAAAGCCGUUUGCGAUAAAAAUAAGUGACUCAAUGAUGCUUGCCUUUCUGGGCUUUAAAACGCCAAAUGAUGCGAAGAUUUAG
Messenger RNA from Thelazia callipaeda (thelaziosis nematode), 303 nucleotides. The record is from the annotation of a GenBank genome assembly. NCBI's taxonomy places the organism in Eukaryota, Metazoa, Nematoda, Chromadorea, Rhabditida, Thelaziidae.